Molecule: messenger RNA, 4995 nt
Organism: Dromiciops gliroides (monito del monte)
Lineage: Eukaryota; Metazoa; Chordata; Mammalia; Microbiotheria; Microbiotheriidae
Gene: DDR2
Product: discoidin domain receptor tyrosine kinase 2
Exons: 18
Coding region: 407-2995 (862 amino acids)
Biological process (GO): multicellular organism development; cell surface receptor protein tyrosine kinase signaling pathway; positive regulation of kinase activity
Cellular component (GO): membrane; signaling receptor complex
Molecular function (GO): collagen binding; protein tyrosine kinase collagen receptor activity; ATP binding
Source: RefSeq, a predicted model, not a curated record
CAGGAAUCCUCAGAAUGCGAGGUUUCUCUCAAAGGCAUCUUGCAUCAGCCUGUGGAUGGAUGUAUGCUCACCCCCAGCCUCCUCCAUCAGUGAGCAAGGGGAGAAGCGGGCUUUCCCACCAAACUUUGCCUGCUGGGUUUGGGGGAAUACAUUGGAUCAGAACUCUCCACUAGCCCUGGGCUGAAGUGGUUGCUGGCCUUGGACUCAAGGAGACCUACAAAAGGGCCAAGGUUUGUGCCCUAGGAAGUCCCGGAGGUUGUGUGCUGAAGUAAGGAAGCCAGUGUCUCCUCUGUUGGGGGGCAGAGAGAGAUUGAAAAGGAAAGCAGUCCAUUUGGUCCAUCCAGUCACUGAGGAUCCAUCACGACCCUCUGGAGAAUGUUCUUCACCUCUUAAUACUCCAGUGCUGAUGCCACCUGCUGAGAUGACCCCCUUUUCCAAGCUGCCCUUGGUGCUGCUGCUGCUGCCUCCCAUCUUGAGUGGCACCAAAGCUCAGGUUAAUCCAGCCGUAUGUCGCUAUCCUCUGGGCACAUCAGGAGGCCACAUUCCAGAUGAGGACAUCACAGCUUCCAGCCAGUGGUCGGAGUCCACAGCUGCCAAAUAUGGAAGGCUGGACUCAGAAGAAGGGGAUGGAGCCUGGUGCCCAGAGAUACCAGUGGAACCGGAUGAUCUGAAGGAAUUUCUGCAGAUUGACCUACGCAAUCUACAUUUUAUUACCCUUGUGGGCACCCAGGGACGGCAUGCAGGGGGCCAUGGCAAUGAGUUUGCUCCCAUGUACAAAAUUAAUUAUAGCAGAGAUGGCACCCGCUGGAUCUCUUGGAGGAACAGGCAUGGAAACCAGGUGCUGGAUGGAAAUAGUAACCCCUAUGACAUUGUCCUAAAGGAUCUGGAACCACCCAUUGUAGCCAGAUUCGUCCGAUUCAUUCCAGUCACCGACCACUCCAUGAAUGUCUGCAUGAGGGUGGAGCUCUAUGGCUGCGUCUGGCUAGAUGGUUUGGUGUCCUACAAUGCUCCAGCUGGACAGCAGUUUGUACUCCCUGGAGGGUCCAUCAUUUACCUGAAUGAUUCUGUCUAUGAUGGAGCUGUCGGGUACAGUAUGACAGAAGGUCUGGGGCAGCUGACAGAUGGGGUCUCUGGCCUGGAUGACUUCACCCAGACCCAUGAGUACCAUGUUUGGCCUGGUUAUGAUUACGUAGGCUGGAGGAAUGAAAGUGCCACCAACGGUUACAUCGAGAUCAUGUUUGAAUUUGAUCGGAUUAGGAAUUUCACCACCAUGAAGGUCCACUGUAACAACAUGUUUGCUAAAGGGGUGAAGAUCUUUAAGGAGGUUCAGUGCUACUUUCGCUCAGAGUCCAAUGAAUGGGAACCCAAUGCUGUCUCCUUCCUCCUGGUCCUGGAUGAUGUCAACCCCAGUGCCCGCUUUGUCACGGUGCCUCUCCUUCACCGUAUGGCCAGUGCCAUCAAGUGCCAGUUCCACUUUGCUGAUACCUGGAUGAUGUUCAGUGAAAUCACCUUUCAGUCAGAUGCUGCAAUGUACAACAAUUCUGGAGCCCUUCCCACCUCCUCAGUAGCGCCUACCACUUAUGACCCGAUGCUCAAGGUGGAUGACAGCAACACACGCAUCUUGAUUGGCUGCCUGGUGGCCAUCAUCUUCAUUCUUGUGGCCAUUAUCGUCAUCAUCCUCUGGAGGCAAUUCUGGCAAAAAAUGCUGGAGAAGGCUUCCCGGAGGAUGCUAGAUGACGAAAUGACUGUCAGUCUUUCCCUGCCUAGUGAAUCCAGCAUGUUCAACAACAAUCAUUCCUCAUCACCCAGCGAACAGGAGUCCAACUCCACUUAUGACCGGAUUUUCCCCCUUGGUCCUGACUACCAGGAGCCUUCGCGGCUCAUACGGAAACUCCCUGAAUUUGCUCCAGGAGAUGAGGAGGCAGGCUGCAGUGGUGUGGUGAAGCCAGUUCAGCCAAAUGGCCCCGAGGGGGUCCCCCACUAUGCAGAAGCUGACAUUGUGAACCUACAGGGUGUGACAGGAGGCAACACCUAUUCAGUACCUGCAGUUACCAUGGACCUACUCUCAGGCAAAGAUGUGGCUGUAGAAGAAUUCCCCAGGAAACUCUUAACAUUCAAGGAGAAACUGGGAGAAGGCCAGUUUGGAGAGGUUCAUCUCUGCGAAGUGGAGGGCAUGGAAAAAUUCAUGGACAAAGAUUUUGCCUUAGAUGUCAACACUAACCAGCCAGCCCUGGUGGCUGUGAAAAUGCUCCGAGCAGAUGCCAACAAGAAUGCCAGGAAUGAUUUUCUCAAGGAGAUAAAGAUCAUGUCCCGGCUAAAGGACCCAAACAUCAUCCGGCUGUUAGCAGUGUGCAUUGCAGAAGACCCCCUAUGUAUGAUCACCGAGUACAUGGAGAAUGGGGACCUCAACCAAUUCCUUUCCCGACACGAGCCCCAGAGCCCUCCCUCCAGUAAUGCGCCUACUGUCAGUUAUAUAAACCUGAAAUUCAUGGCCACACAGAUAGCCUCGGGCAUGAAGUAUCUGUCCUCUCUAAAUUUUGUCCACCGGGACCUGGCCACACGAAACUGCUUAGUGGGUAAGAACUACACCAUCAAGAUAGCAGACUUUGGGAUGAGCAGAAACCUGUACAGUGGAGACUACUAUAGGAUCCAAGGUCGGGCAGUGCUCCCUAUCCGCUGGAUGUCUUGGGAGAGUAUCUUAUUGGGCAAGUUCACCACGGCAAGUGAUGUGUGGGCCUUUGGGGUGACACUGUGGGAAACCUUCACUUUUUGCCAAGAGCAGCCAUAUUCUCAGCUGUCAGAUGAACAAGUCAUCGAGAAUACUGGAGAAUUCUUCCGAGACCAGGGGCGGCAGACAUACCUGCCACAGCCUGCAAUCUGCCCUGAUCCUGUUUAUAAGCUGAUGCUUAGCUGCUGGAGAAGAGACACCAAGAACCGUCCCUCCUUCCAAGAAAUCCACCUCCUGCUUCUCCAACAAGGAAAUGGAGAGGAGUGAUGCAAUCAACUCCAGACCACCUCGAUGGUCCCCCAGUCCUCCCUUUAAAACCCACCACUUCUCCAAAUCUAAGCCACUUCACUUGGACUUCUAAUGGACCCUGGGAGGCAGAGGCUUCUUUGUUUUUCUCCUUUUUUUUUUUUUUUUACAUUAAAGAACCAAAAAAGAAAAAAAAAGUCUAGAUCAGAGGGAAUCUUAAAAAAAAAGUCUCAACUGACAUACUAGAGUUGAAUCACAAAGGCUAGAAAAUUCAAAUAAUUUAUAAAUGUUAAAUAUGCUUGUUUAUAAAUGUGCAAAUUCUGUGAUUUUUUUCUGAGUUCCCCUUUCUAGGAAGUGAUUAACAAAUCAGAACAGAGAAAGACUUGAAGGAUACUGAUACUGUGGGGAAGUGUUUAAGCCAAAAGGUUCAAUGAAGUACUGGAUCGUGGACUGAUGAUGGCCUAUACGUUCUAAUGAGGCCUUUCCCAUUAACUCACGAGCUAAUUUGGGCCAGUAACUGAAUGUUUCUCCACACUAUCCUCAUGUGUAGGAAUGGUUCUGAUAGCAUAUUUGUAAAUACACACACACCAAUGACAACACCAACAAUUACAAGCCCAGGUCCUGUGGUGAUAGGGGCUCUGUUCCCCUGUGUGCCAUUGGAGAAUACCAGCAUGGUAGAGAGAAUCCAAGAAGAAUUAGGCAGGUAAGACGAUUUGCUAUAGGUAAAGUCUCUUUCGAAAAGAAGGGAGAUGAGGUAGGUGGAGGUAAAGAGGGUAUGUGAAGGGAAUCUGUACAAGUGUAUAAUAAUAACUGGACACUCUUUUUCUCUUCAGUUUAUUCAAGUAUAUUCAGAUGUGGAUUUCCCCAAGGAAUGACCUGAUUUUAAAUCAUAUUCAAUUCGUAUCUGGGACUGGUAGAUCAUGAUUGAAACUGCUGUUGUAGAAUCUUAGCUAUGGAAGGAUCCUUGGUCCAAACUCAAGGGAGCUAUCAGAGAUGGGAUCCUAGUCACCAUCUCCAGGGAUACUUGGUAUUCUGAUCUGACCCAUUGAAUUCCUCAUUUGCUGUGGAUUCUUCCUAUGGACAGGGCUUUUGACUUCUGCAAUUAUUCUCUCGUGUACAGCCUCUCUGAAUCCUUGUUGGACUUGACUUAGCCAGCAUGAAGUGGAGCAUGAGGCUGACUGGGGUCUCCUCCUUUGGAUACUGGGGUCAUUACUUAAAUUGUCCCAACUUCAUGUUACAAUGAAUGACCUCAGAGGUGAUUCUGAUUGCUCACAAACCCCAAGCUGUUCAGCUCAGCAAAACAACAACAACAACAAACUUUCAACUCAGAAAACAGGGAGACAUAAAGAAUUUCAGCAGAACUAUAACUAGGGAGGGACAGUAGGGGCUUUUCCCCAGGGUGAUGAAAUUUGGAAGGAACCAGUACCAUUUCUCUAGAGUGCAUUUUCUCUCUACCCCAUCUCUAGGAGUCAAAUUGCAUGUGAAAUCCUUCCCACCCACCCCACUUUCAAUGUUCUACUUUAUCCCAGGUCAUGUUUUCUUUCACUUUUGCUCACAUACUUGUCCCCAGGGCAAAUCCUUCCAUCUCUCUAGUAGCUGUCAGUCUUUUGGUAAGAAAAAAACCUAUGGGUCUCCUGGAGGCAUAUUUCCUACUUCCUGCUGCUUACUUCAUGUGAAACUCCUUUUUUUUGUCCCAGGUCCCCCAAAUUCUUAAUUACAGCUGUGGAUUUCAGGAAACAUUUUCUAAGCCAAGGAGCCAAGCCACUGUCUCACAGCUUUCUCCACCCUCUCUUCCCACUUUGAACAAUUCAAGGUUCUGAUUGUUUUUCCCAAAUCAGUUUUCAGAAUCACUACUAGGGCAAAAGCAAAGAUUGAAAUCCUAGAUUCUCUGCUUUAAUCCACUGCCCUUAAAAAGAGGCACCUAUUUCCUGUCUAUAAGCUCUUAUGUGGCCAGGGUUAUGUACUUCUUUCCUUCCUUCCUUCCUUCCUUCCUUCCUUCCUUCCUUCCUUCCUUCCUUCCU